AAACAGCAACUGACAGACAAUGAACAGAAAAAGAGGAUCAAAGAGAUGACAGUCAAGGAUGCAUCUAACAUUCAGACUUACUACAAGUCGUCUCGGCUGGGUAUCAAAGAGAUUGAAAGCCAAAUGACCACAGAGGAAUUGGCUGAAGAAAAAGAGUAAGAUCUUUUGAUUACAAAGUAAAUAGGAAGUAAUAGAAAUUAAAAUAAAUUAAAAUGUUACCCCUUAUCUUAAACCUUUUGAAGAGAGACCUGGCAACUUUCCAUUAGUACAGCCAAGUGCUGUCAUUUAGAGAUGACCACAAAAUAAUUCUUGUCAACUUUAACUGUACUUUGAAUGGUGAAGUUAUCUCAAGAGUCUCCUCUUCAACGUACCUGGGGAUAAUCUAUUGCUGACAAUUUUUCCUGGAAUGAACCUUGUGAUACAGUUUGUAAGAAGGCAAAUUCAAGUCUUGGUCUUCUUGGACAGAUCUGGUUGUACUACGAAGGUCAAGAACACCGCUUAUCUUACUCUUGUAUGCCCCAAACUGGAGUUUGCCAGUAGUGUAUGGAACCUUCACAUGCAGUGUAAAAUCGAUAAGAUACAUGUAGAGAUGGUUCAGUGCCCGGCCCUGCGGCCAGAUUUUUCGACAACAAUCAUUCUCAUUUCAGCCACGUCUCUCCAAUGAUUUACGCCCUGGGAUGGGACUCCUUGGAGAACCGUAGAUUGAUCAACCAAGUGUUCAUGUUUUACAAGAUCUAUAAAGGGCUUGUUGGUAUUUCCCUACCACCUGAAACAUCUCACAAUAUAAGAGCUUCAAGAUCUCCUAAUUGUCCACCAUUUUACCAACUUACCAUUUUGAACUACACCUAUAUUUUUUUAAUCCUAGAACUAUUAGAACUUGAAACAGUGUAUCCUUAUCUAAAAUUCCUGAUUCUUUUGAUGAAAUUAAAGCCAUUAUCUCUAGCAUAUAGGAUACUAAAAUUAUGUUGUAUUUUUAUAUUUUAUUCACAUUCAUUUUAUUAGGCCAUUUUAUUGUGUGCUCAUUUAUUCAUGUACAAAUGUACAUAUAUGUUUGUUUAUUUAUUUAUUUAUGUACUUAUUUAUUUUUAAAAUUUUCUUUUAAUACUCUCAGUGUAGUUAAUUAAAACUGGUUUAGGAGUAUACUCAUUAAAGAUUAAAGAACCUCCAAUGUUACGACAAAAUUUUGUUAAAUCAAAUAUUAAUUUUCAACUUGUCAGAAAUAAAUGCCAAAUUUCAAUUCUUUUCUCAAAAGACUUUCAAAUGUACCUUAACAGAAAAUUAGUUUUAAUGUUUCACAUGAAUGCAUUUACCUCAUAAGAUUAUCAAAAAGAGACCUGUACUAAGAAUUAAUGCUCUUUGGAGCUUACUUGCUCCUAAACAAUAACAUUAUAAAAAAUAUUAAACAUUAAAAAUAUUGGUGGCAGCCCAAGUGAUUGCAAAUUGGAAGGAAAUAUUAUUAUUGGAAGGUAAUAUCAUGUGCCUGAAAAACUGGGUACUUUUGAUUAAUGUAAUAGUUAUUCUUUUUCAUUUUAUACAAGGACACAGAAAAAACAACUUGAAGAAAUUUUUAAGCUCCUGGAGACAGAUAAGGACAAGUAUGGUGUAACAACAAUGGAUGAUCUUCAAGCACAAAUGAAGUUGUACACAAGAUAA
Messenger RNA from Porites evermanni, 1653 nucleotides. Lineage: Eukaryota; Metazoa; Cnidaria; Anthozoa; Scleractinia; Poritidae. The record is from the annotation of a GenBank genome assembly.